AAAGAAGACGAAGAUCACGUUAGCCAAUAGACGUAGGUCGGAAGGCGGAAGCCUUCGGCUUGUGAGCUAUGCGUGACCAUGAUGGUUAACUUCUUUCGUUGGUUAAUUUAGCAGGCUUCAUAGAACAUAGUAUCUCAGGCAGAGUUUUGUUGUUGCGCAUCUACAAUACGCUGAAAUACACACCCACUGUCUAUGGUUGAUGUUUUGAAAGUAACUGAAAAGUGGUCAAGCCGUCUGUGUCUGAAGAAGCCACGGAAGAUGGACUCUGGAGUGUCGACUUCGUUCCUCACCGCUGAGCUGGCAACUGCAGUGGAGCAGGCAGUGAAGACAGCGGUGCAGGCUGUCAUGUGCGAGUUGACAAAAGCGGUUGGAGCUACCCUUGACAACUUGCGUUUGGAAGUGGCCGAGAAAGAACGAGAAAACCAAAGCUUGCGGCUUCGUCUGGACAUAUCUGAGAGCAAACUGAAGGCCGUGCGGGAGUGCCUUAAUCUCGGCGGAGAUAGCAGUGGACUGCCACAAACCAUUCAGUCGGACUCCACAAGGACAGAGAAACAAACUCUUUUAGCAGGUCAGGAUAAGACAUUGGAGCCGCCUGCACAACGUCAGGUGACGGCCAGACCGGUCCGGCCAUCCAGCGAUUCCAUGUUGUCGGUCCUGUGCAGCACCCAGCAGGAACCACCAGCGCAGCACUCGAAGGUGGACAGCACUUGGAAACAAACUGGAAGCGUCUUUGAAGAGAAGGAGGUUUAUCUUGAUGCAAGUACAGGACCAAGAGUAGAAGACACCCCUGAUGCAGAACACAUUCACCUUGCUAAAGAUACUUCGGAAAUGGAAUCAGUUCUGAUUAAAGAGGAGGAUUCCGAUUUAGAGUCUGUUCAUGUAAUAGAAGAUGUCCUUCAGAUGGAAUCUGUGAUUAUCAAAGAUGAAGUUUCUCAUGCAAACAGUAUACCUCAUGUAGAAGUUGCUUUUCAACAGGAAACUGUUACCAUUAUGGAAGAUGCUCCUCAGUCUAUAUCCAGUAAUAAUGACAACCAUUCUACAGUGCUGGGAAGUAUUCCCAGCUCAACAAAGUGUGGUAAAUGUGAGAAGAGCUUUGGCAAAGAAGCAGAGCAAGCACCCCAGGCUCCAUAUUUAUGUACACAGUGUGCCAUUGAAUUUGGAGAUCUGAAAAACCAAACCAGACAAAAGCACCAAACAACAGUAAAGAGGAAAUCCUACUAUUGCUGUGAGUGUGGUCACAGCUUUAAUCAGCUAACGUGUCUCCGGAAACACCAACAGACACAUGCUGGAAAGAGUCCUUAUACAUGCACUGAAUGUGAGAAAAGUUUCAGUCAGUUAGUGUAUCUGAACCAGCAUCAGCGUGUUCACACUGGUGAGACCCCAUUUUGCUGCAUUGAAUGUGGAAGGAGUUUCAGCCAGUUGGGAAAUCUUAUGCAGCAUUUACGUAUUCACACUGGAGAGAAGCCCUUUCGUUGCACUGACUGUGGAAAGAGUUUCAGACACAUAGAUGGCUUGAAGAAGCACCGUCGCAUUCACACAGGAGAGAAACCAUACCAAUGUACAGAGUGUGGCCAGGACUUCAGGCAUUUAAACAGUUUUAAACGACACUGGCGAACUCACACUGAAAAUAGCUUGUGAAUGACAAAAGAAGGGAUUGUUUUCGCCUUGUGUGUAGGAAUAACUAUUUUAUUUGUUGGCAAGAUCUUUUUCAUCAUGCUUCUUUGUCUUCAGCAACAUCUUUUCUUCUUUUGUUAGCUCAGAAUCUCAAAUCAUUUUAAAUUAUAUGUUUUAAUAUUUUGCCUUUGAUGGAUCAGUAUGUCAGUGUUAAUGCAGUUUUCUAUAGUUUAAUACACACCAUUAUCAUUCUUGACUGGUCAGUCAAAAUUACCCUAGCUAUUUUGUCAAGCUUGGAGUAAUGGCCAAAGAGAAUGAAACUGGGUGCAAUGUGCAGAAAGAGUUAUUUUCUCAGAAUUUUAGGGUUUACACUACAUGAUAUCAUGAGAAGCCCAGAGAACAACUGCUGUUCCUGUGGUCGAAGUAGCCAGAUGAGGUUAUUCCAAUAUCUGUCGAGUACAACCUUUUGUACCUUCUGGUGAAGUAACCAUGCACAGCCUACUAGGAAUACACCCAGGACAUGCUGGAGUGAUUAUAUUUUUUAUGUUCACGUGGAACUACUUUUGUGUGUUACAUGCCUCCCCCGUCUUGUCUUUUCUCCACCACAAGCCUUACCAGGACUAAGCUAAGAAAUCUGGUAGGCUUAAAGGUGUACCUGAAAUGUUGUACAACUCGUUAUCGAUUUUUGUCUUGAGGUUUAGCAUUUUCAGGCAAUGUGGUUCCACUCACAAAACACUUAAUGUAAAAUUCUUGAUGUUAUUACAUAUUUAGUGAUUUAUAUACAUAUAUACAGUCAUGGCCGAAAUUAUCGCACCCCUGGAAUUUUCCUUGCACACAGUCAAGGCAUCC
Messenger RNA from Polypterus senegalus (gray bichir), 2463 nucleotides. RefSeq names its product zinc finger protein 436-like. The coding region runs from base 193 to 1638 and encodes 481 amino acids. The record is from RefSeq and is a predicted model, not a curated record. Gene Ontology annotation, molecular function: DNA-binding transcription factor activity, RNA polymerase II-specific; RNA polymerase II cis-regulatory region sequence-specific DNA binding. The transcript has 2 exons. Lineage: Eukaryota; Metazoa; Chordata; Cladistia; Polypteriformes; Polypteridae. Gene Ontology annotation, biological process: regulation of transcription by RNA polymerase II.